GUAUGAACAAUAAUAAUGUUUGUAGUUCGCAUAUCACAAUCAAACCAACUUUCUGUUACCAUGGCAGGAAAGAGCAAAGUCCUAGUGAUUGGAGGCACAGGGCACCUUGGAAAAUACAUAGUUGAGGCAAGUUCAAAAGCAGGACACCCCACGUUUGCUUUGGUUAGGGAGAGCACUGUUUCUCACCCUCAAAAGUCUAAUCUCAUUGAGAGCUUCAAGAGCUAUGGAGUCACUCUUGUUUAUGGUGAUCUAAGUGAUCAUGCAAGUCUUGUUAAGGCAAUCAAGCAAGUUGAUGUUGUCAUCUGCACUGUAGGUCCAUCACAAGUAGAUGAUCAACUGAACAUCAUAAAGGCAAUAAAAGAAGCUGGCAACAUUAAGAAGUUUCUCCCAUCAGAAUUUGGGGUGGAUGCGGACCGGAAUGAAGCGGUUGAGCCGGCGGCGAGCUUCUUUGAGAAAAAAGUGAAAAUUCGAAGGACGAUCGAAGCCGAAGGAAUUCCUUAUACUUAUGUAAUUUCCAAUGGCUUUGCUAGAUACUACUUAGCAACAAUGUCACAGGAAAAUGCCACGGCUCCUCCAAAGGAUAGUAUAGUCAUUCUAGGAGAUGGAAAUGUCAAAGCAAUUUAUGUGGAGGAGAAGGACAUUGCAGCAUACGCAAUCAAAACAAUAGAUGACCCAAGAACCUUGAACAAAUCUCUCUACCUAAGGCCCCCUGCCAAUGUUUUGACUUUCAACGAGCUUGUGUCCUUGUGGGAGAACAAGAUUAACAAGACCCUUCACAAAAUUUACGUUCCAGAAGAUCAAAUCCUUAAGAGCAUCCAAG
Molecule: messenger RNA, 820 nt
Organism: Arachis ipaensis
Lineage: Eukaryota; Viridiplantae; Streptophyta; Magnoliopsida; Fabales; Fabaceae
Source: RefSeq, a predicted model, not a curated record